Talaromyces marneffei is the source of this 1872-nucleotide messenger RNA. RefSeq lists its product as uncharacterized. Bases 1 to 1872 code for a protein of 623 amino acids. The record is from RefSeq and is a predicted model, not a curated record. The transcript is spliced from 3 exons. NCBI's taxonomy places the organism in Eukaryota, Fungi, Ascomycota, Eurotiomycetes, Eurotiales, Trichocomaceae.
AUGCCGGACGACAAAUUCAUAUUUGUGAAUGCUCCGACAAUCAUCAAUGCUGGCCCGCGAGAUGCCCGGCGGCAGUUGCGCUCUCAGUUGAUGCGUCGGGUUUACCUGAAGAAGUAUAGAGUUACUCCGCGAUCGGUUCAAGACAAUGGGGUCAACGUGGGCGAGAGAGAUUCGUCUAGUACUCCGGAACAAUGUCAAUGCGCUCAUCCUUCAGUUAGCAGGCUGAGCCCGCCAGACGACACCCACCACGAAAAGAACAAGCCAGAAGAGAAAACCAAAACCGGAAAAUCUAGAAUUCCAGCCCGGGCCAAAUUACCCACUCCGCCUAUUGACGACGAUGAUGUGCAAGAUCUGUGCCAGAAUUGCGGUGGAAUAUGUUAUAGUUUGAAACAAGCUCCAACUAAAGCACCUACAAAGACGCCACCGGAAGAAAGGAUACAAGAAGAAAGACCGACUAUGAAUGGCGACCCAAGGAUGACUGUUGGAGUUUCCAUAAUCAACCCAUUUGAACAAAAAUUUUCCAAGACAGACUGCCCAAACAGUAAUGGGUUGAUACAACACUUCGCACGGAUUCUCAUUCCUACACUGCGAAGUGACGUCGAUUACAGUCACAAAGUUUUCACCGAGUAUAUCCAGCUUACGCCAGACCCGCUUUUAUUCAAUGUUCUUUGUCUCAGUUCAUCCGUGCAUCUCGACAAACUCAUGUUGUGGAAUGGACUGGACUCGGAUAGUCGCCGUCGAGAACUGGAACAAUCACACUAUCGAUACACUGCCCUACGUGAGUUACGCCGAGCCGUAGCAAGCCCAAAAAUCGGCACCCCGGAAUUUGAUGGCAUUCUUUUGAGCAUUUGCUUGCUCGCAGUCAGCGAUCCGAUGGGCGAACUUCCUCCGAGUAUCAAAAAGAUAGACUACAAUCCAUUUCAUCAUGUCUUGCAAGCCUUGGGUGGCUUGAAUAUCUACGGAUAUCAGCCUGUAAAUCCCGUGCACUGGAAAGGGUUGUUAACUUUGAUAGACCAACAUGGUGGUUUUGACAAGCUUCAGCUAUUUGGCGCAAAGUGGAAGAUUUCUUACACGGCUUUGAAAUACGCUUUGCACACCUGCACAAAGCCAGUAUAUCCUAUUUGCGACCAUCUUGGAGAGUUAUUGAUUGACCGAGAGCCACUAGAUAUCCUCGGACUAACUUUGGAAGAUUUAUCUCCUCUUACUGGAACCGGAUUCUCGAAUUUGGACAUGUUCUCAAUCCGUGAAUCCAUUCAACAAGUAUUUGUGGAGAUCAGCCAAGUCGCGCAAGGCAUGAACACGUUGAUGCCUCAACACGACAAUAGAACCGUGAGAGAUCGCAUAGCUGAUGCUCGGAACCUGGUUCAAUACCGAUUUCAGAAUCUUCCUAACUUAUUCGAUGAUCCCGCUCUUAUAGUGGACUUAUCAUUGCUUGAAGGCAACAAACAAUCAACCGCCUAUGCAAGGAGUAUUGUGGAAGUGGCCUCGUCCGUUUAUGGAAUGUGCUGGCUUGUUACGUACUUGUUCACAACUCACGUUACGUUUCCUGUUCCAUCUUGUCGUCGCUUUCGACUCAAAACAGUCUACCGAAUUCGUGACACCAUUAGCAACUGUGAAUACUCCUUGCAACAUAAUCCAUGGGUUCUAAGACUACAGCUAUGGUGUGUUGUUAUUGCUGGUAUUGCUGCCGAAGAUAUCGAUACCGAGCUCCGGCAAUGGAUGGCACUCAAGGCUCAUGAUCUAUGCACCAGACUAAGCCUUCAACAGUGGGACGAGGUAGUCAAUGUGAUGAACUCUUUCGCCUGGAUGGAGGUAGCUUGCGCACAUGGAGCAAGGAAGUUUUGGGCGCAGGUGCAGACUUGUGAUGAUUGA